UAUCCGUCAGUACGUUUCAUUGACCCUGUCUGGGCGAAUUCCCUCUGAACCUGUGUGAGUUUGGGACUGGGGAAUUUCUAAAACGUGCGUUAGUUAUGGAACCGUUCUGAACCUGCGGAAUGUUAAAAACCUGUGAAAAGUCUAAAACCUGUGACAAUUUGGACCUGUGAAUUGUCUGAAACUUCUGCCAAUUUUGACCUGUGUCUGAAACUUCUGCCAGUUUGGAACUGCGAGAUGUCUAAAAUCUAUGCCAGUGUGGACAUGUGAAAUGUCUGAAACCUGUGCCAAUUUAGACCUGUUUAAUGUCUAAAACCUAUGCCAGUUUGCACCUGUGAAUUGUCUGAAAUUUAUGCCAGUGUGGACUUGUGAAAUGUAUAAAACCUAUACCAGUUUUGACCUAUGAAAUGUCUUAAACCUAUGUCACUUUUGACCCAUGAAAUGUCUUAAACCUGUACCAUUUCGACCUGUGAAAUGUCUGAGAUACUGGAACUGUUGAUGUCUAAAAUUUUAUCGAGGAUAGAGAUGCGUUAGCCUUAAAACAUAUUUUAUUCAGGAAUUACUAAAACUACGAGUGCACAGACCUUCAUCAACAUCCCCAUUUUCCCAGCGAAUGAGAUACGAUGACUUGGACUUGCGAUUUGAAAUUUGCGUUUCUUCUGGCAGUGGUGAUACAGAUGGGAAUCUGCCAGCACGAGAGAGUCCAAGGCCCUCGGCGUGGGAUCACUAGGAAACCUUUCAACGAAGAACCAGACGAGAAACCGUCGUGUUCUCCAAAACCUGUUGCCGUAGACUGGGACGUGGUCAAACAUCGAGUCAUUUCGAUGGUCGGCAACGACCACGUCUACAAAGAAGAUUUACUUCAUUCACGAUCUCCUGGCAGCGUGCUCCCCGUCGAGUGGUGUCGGUCCGAGACGACUCCCUGCGGGAUGCCUGCAACACAGUGCUCGCUUGGGCCAAUGGAAAGCAAAAGUACGGCGUUUGCCGUCUCGACUGCAAAAGAAGAACGCUUGCUCGUCUCUCUGGAUUACCUGGAGGCAACACGCUGCCUCUGCAGGGCCAAUACGUCUGUUGUAGAUGUGUUUCCCAUCAUAACGAAGGUCAACGUUGCUAAACAGUGCAAUCACGUGGUAGGAGGUCUGAGCAACAGUGCUGUAGUCGUCGGCACAGGAAGAGAUGCUACAAUGUCCUUCCCUUACUCAACGCCCGUGGAAGAAGACGCUCCCUCCAGUGUUAUGAUUUUGAAGGCCUUUGAACAAACUCGACCUCUGAUAAUCGACUUCAUGAUAAAGAUAAAGAACACUCAAAGCUAUGAUGGGCCCGAGGACUGGAGAGUGAGAGCCUCCGUGUCUUUCGAUAUGGGCGUCGUCGAGCUCCUCCUUCCGAAUGUCGGUCAGGGGGACGAGGGUCCCUACUUGUGCAUGGUGGAGUUUCUCAGUUCUUCUUCCUGUUUCUCGAUGGUGGAACUAUCUGUGUCUGGCUCUGCACAAGACACAGAGCAGACAGUAUGUCGGCCCCAGAUGACAAAACCAACUUGGGCAACUUUCCAAGAUGGUGCUCCAAUGCCGGUGGUUUUCAGCAGUAACUUCAACCAAAACCUCUUGGUCCAGAAAUGUGGGGCUUUAGGAGGUAACCAGUGCCAAGCUGCCAGUCGCCAGUGUGUCUCCUCCACGACUAGAGAAAAAGAAACGACGCUCUGUGUCCCAGAUGAUGUUGCAGGCGACCACCUGUCCAAAAUGGCAGUUCGCUACAUUGAGGACGAAACGUGCGCAUGUGGCCCGAGGGAGGUGUUCCAGAAGAGUUCCAUUUCCGGAGAAACUGUUCACAUCACGAACUUGAAGAAAGUUGGUACUUGUCCCAGAGGAUGCCAACCAGAAUACGUCGUGGUCCAGUGGCGUGAUCUGAAGGAGUACUUGAACAAAUGGACAACCCUGAGCUUGAACGCCUCCAUCGAGGGCCAGACUCUCAAGGUCAAGAAGUGCCAUGAAAGUCUAACGCCCUGCUCUGACCACAACGUCUUUUGCGAGGUGGCAGAGGAGAUGAAAACGCGCAAGCGAAUCAAACUGAAGAACGUCAAUUUAAAAAUAAACCUAAAGAUCGUCGAGGCGAGCAGGUGUGAAUGCAAGGAGAGGGAGAACCCGACCCAAGACGGCUUCGGCCGAGUAGACAGGCCCCCUGUGAUUACUUACGCGAAACUUGGGCAUUUGAGAACAAAAAAGAGUGGGGAAAAAUUGAGGGCCAGCUCUGGUGAUGACAGAGGGCAUCACCCUUCAGAGUCUAUGAAGAAAGGAAAUAAAAAGUAAUUUUUAUUUCUGGUUUAAAACUGGAUUUCUGCUGUUAGUCUGUUAGUGUACACUGACACUUAGGAGCUUCGUACCUCAUCCCAAAACACUCCCCAGGACAAUGAAGGAUUCCUUUUCAGCAUCUAAUCUCCUCCAUCUGCCCAAGAAUUUCUAGUGUUCCUCUUCUCGUCCUUCCUAACACCCGUAAAUUAUGAAACUUUUUUCACCAAAGUAAUAUUCUCCAAUUUUCCUACAUGGCCAAAUCAUAUUAAAGCCCUUUGAUCCAUCCUUUCACCUUUGCUAACAAUUUUUUUUAACCAUUUCUGAACUCCACAUUCUCAGCUUUCAAAUUUUGUAUCAGAUAUGUUAUGGGUUGUGUGGCAACUAAGUUCGUAACCUGUGUCCAUCUCCACUGUUGUCAUUAUGAGUCUUACCUACAAUGACACUAGACUGGUAAUUAGCUGUUUAAUGCUCUUGCUAUUUCCAGAACUUUUUGCAAGAUUCGCUUCUUCUCUUGUAGCAAUUUCUUUCUUAACUCCUUUGAGUUACUCCUUUCUAUAACUUGCACUGUUACCUGUCUUCUAGAUCUACAAUUUCCCAAGUUGCAGCUAAUCUUUUUUAACAUUGUCACAAAAGAAUCUAUGGUCUCACCUACGGAUGCAGGUUACGAACUCGGUAGCCACACAACGGUGGCAAUAAGGAUGGAAUUGUAUCUCCAGCACUAUACAUGUAAGAGUGAAGAAUUGUAGUGUGUGUUAUAUAGCCUAUGCAGACACAACAUUAUGGAAACAUUUCCAAAUUUCUUUUUCAUUUCAUAUGCAUUCAACAUCUGCACUUCAAUUAUAUACAUGUGAACUAGCUCAACGGUCCUCAAUGCACUCCAACGUUGGCUCCCAGUGACUUUCGUGUUGCAGGCUCAAAUUAACAUUUGCUGUCCCAUCUUCCUAGUUUCCAUUUAUCUUUAUAACUUACACAUACAUUUUCUCUAAUUGCUAAUUCUCCGAGGCUUUACAUGUUCUUGAUCUACUUUUUUUGGUUUCUCCUCAUUAACAUCAAACUCUCUACACUCCUUCCUUUGCUCAUAACUGCAUUUACAUCUCUGCUGUCCCUUCUCUACCUUCUUUCUUGUCAUACUAUGUAAUAUUUUGUCCCUAUGAUUCAUGCAGUUGUGUCUACCACUUUUACCUUUAUCCAAUGAAAAAUAACAAUUUGUUGAAAAUUGUAUUUUUCCUAACUAUACAAACCUGAGGUCCUUUAACAAUAGGAAUAUAACUUAGCGGCAGCUGAACUGGUCGUAAGCCUUGAACAAGGGGGUUCGGUAGUUAACUGCUUGUCCUGCAGUUGGCGGUCAGCUCGACUGCGAGGAGAGGAGUCACUUUGCUUUAGGCCCAGGAAAACGCAGGGUGAGAGGUGGCACGAGGUGGGACUAUAUGUAAAGGACCUCAGGUUUGUAUAGUUAGCAAAAAUACAAUUUUUGACAAAUUGUUAUUUGUUCCGGUAUGUAUACAAACCCUCGGUCCUUUAACAAUAGGAAGACUCACUUAUUGGUGGGUGGAAUCUGAGUCUUAUGAACAGACUGGUGUUCGUCCUACCUUGGUUCCCUCCCAGGUAGUAGGAGCAAAGGGAGGGAUCCUAGCCUCUACCCAGCUGAUCGGAGUGUGCACCGCAGGAUCAGUGGUCAGACUUCUGGACCAAAUUUAUAAGAGGGAGGCAAGCGUACCUCUUAUAAAUAGCAACAAAUGCAAGAACUAGUUCCUACUUCAAGAGCCAAAAUGAAGUCAUGGGUUUGUCUCUUGUUGGCUUCCACUCCCUCCCUUGUUGGGGAGUGGUGGAUAAAAACUCCUAUCCCUAAUGAAAGGGAUAGGAUGGAACUCGGUUAUGUAGCUUACCUGCAUCGGCCUCCUGUUCAGCAAAGUGACGACCGCGGCCCUCUGCCCACAGGUAGAGGAGGAAGAACGAAGGAGGAAGAGAAGCCAGUCACACUCUCUUUCACUCGUCCAUUCAUGCAGUCGCAUAAGGAUGCGAUGCUGUUCUGUCCACUCGGGUGCUGGGUAAGCUACACUUGUUGAGCAGCCACCAUGGGUCCCAAGGAAAAAGUGUCCAAGGACCUGUGGGUAAUAUCCCGAAGGUAGAAAGAAGUAAAGGUGGUCUGGUUGGCCCAAACCCCUGCCUUCAGAACCCGCGCCAGGGAGAAGUUCUUGCGGAACGCAAGGGUUGGACCAAUACCUCUGACUUAGUGGGCUCUCGGACAAAGGGUAUGGGUGUCGUCACUACCAUCCGCCCUCCUGAUCACCUCACAUAACCAGAAAGAAAGUGUGUUCUUGGACACUUCUUUCUUGGUAACCCCGACGCUAACGAAAAGGCAUCGACACUCAGGCCUGAGGUGCCGAGUUCUCUUCAGAUAGCACCGUAGCGCCCUCACAGGACGAAGCAGCAUCUCAUCCGCAUCAUCAUCAGUAAAGUCCUUCAAGGAGGGGAUCGUGAAAGACUCAAACCAGUCGUCAGAGACCGAAGGAUUCUGAGUCUUCGCUACAAAGUUCGGGAUGAAACUGAGCGUCACAGAUCCCCAUCCUCUGGAAUGCUUGACAUCGUAGGAAAGACCAUGAAGUUCCCCUAUUCUCUUCGCCGAUGCCAGGGCCAGCAAGAAGAGGGUCUUUAGGGUCAGAUCCCUGUCUGACAACUCUUGGAGUGGCUCGAAGGGUCUUCGAGUCAAACCCCUAAGGACGAGAGUCACAUCCCACACUGGGGGCCUGAGUUCCCUUGGUGGGCAAGACCACUCAAAGCUCUUCAUCAGGAGGGAGAUCUCGAAGAAAGAAGAGAUGUCCACACCUCGCAGUUUAAGGACUAGUGCCAGGGCGGCUCUGUAUCCUUUAACUGCAGAAACGGAGAGGAGCUUCUCUCGGCGAAGAAAAACGAGGAAAUCCACUACCUGCUGAAGAGUGGCUCUGAGAGGAGAGAGACCCCGUUCUACAACACCAACCACAGAAGACGGCCCACUUCCCCUGGUAUACAGCUGCAGAGGACUGUCUGAGGUAUCCAGCCAUCUCUAUUGCUGCACUGCAAGAAAAGCCUCUCGCUCGCAAGAGAUGGUGGAUAACAGCCAGCCAUGAAGACAGGGACUCAACCAACCGGUGGUACCGCUCUAUGUGUGGCUGGCAGAGGAAGUUGUGCCAGGGGGAAUCUCUCUCGGUGCUUCGGCGAGCAGAGCCAGCAGGUCAGGGUACCAAACGGCUUAAGGUCAUUUGGGGGCCAGCAGGAUCAUCUGGAGAUUCGAGGUGAUCACUUUGCAAAUCAGACAGAAUGGGGGAAAGGCGUAAACUAAGAGGUUGUCUCAUGGGUAUUGAAGAGCGUCCUCUGCAGCUGCCCAUGGGUCCGGCACAACUGAGUAGAAAACCUGGAGUUUUCUGUUGUGCCAGGUGGUGAACAGGUCUACGACUGGACGCCCCCACAGGUUGAAGAGCCUUUCCUCCACGUCUGGGUGAAGGGACCACUCAGUUCCUAUCACCUGUUCCCGACGGCUGAGCUUGCCUGGAAUGUAGCGGGCUGACAGCUCUACUGAGUGUGCCACGGCCCACUCGUGCACCUGCAACGUUAACUGGUGCAGCGGAAGGGACACUAGGCCCCAGUUUGUUGACAUACACCACUACCGUGUAGUUGUCGCUCAUCAACACUGAGUGUCUCACCAAACGAUCCUAGAAUUCUUGGAGAGAGAAGAACGCUGCCUUGAGCUCCAGGACAUUGAUGUGAAGGUGCUUGUCGUGAUAAUCCCACACACCCGCAGCCAGCAACUCCUCUAGGUGUGCGCCCCAUCCCUCAGUCGAUGCGUCUGAAAACAGCAACAUCUCCGGGGAGAGGGGGGGAGUGCGAAGAAGCACUCCUCUUACAAGGUUCCCGUCGUCCAGCCACCAGGCUAGGUCCUGCCUCACCACCUCCGUGAGGGACACUCCUUCAGCCUCCACUGAAGAGACCGCAGGUGAAGACGUCCGUGAGGAACUAACUUCUCGAGAGACGAAAGGUGACCGAUCACUACCUGCCACUGCUGAGCUGGCUGCUCCUGUCGAGACAGAAACUGUCUUGCUGCCUCCCUGAACCUGCUGAUUCGCGAAUCUGAGGGGAAGACUCGCCCUGCUACCGUAUCGAUCAGCAUGCCCAGGUACUUCAUCCUCUGCUUGGGCUCGAGAUCUGACUUCUCGUAAUUCACUAUGAUCCCCAGAUCGCGGCAGAAUUCAAGGAGUCUGUCCCUGUCCUGUAGUAACUGCGAGUGGGAGCUCGCCAGGACUAACCAAUCGUCAAGAUACCUCACAAGACGUAUCCCUACCGAGUGGGGCCUAAGCCGACACCAGCGUGAACACCUGUGGGGCGGUUGAGAGACCAAAACAAAGUGCCCUGAAUUGGUACACCGUCCCGUUGAGGAUGAAGCGGAGGUACUUCCUGGAGGAUUGAUGGAUGGGUAUCUGGAAAUACGCGUCCUUCAGAUCCACAGAAAGCAUGAAGUCGUUCUCCCUGAUGGAAUCGACCACUGAUCGUGCCAUUUCCAUUGUGAACAAAGUCUGGUGAACGAAUCGGUUCAAGGGAGAGAGAUCUAUCACCGGGCGCCAGCCCCCCCGAGGACUUCUCCACCAGGAAAAGUCGACUGUAGAAGCCGGCGACUGAUCCCUUACGACCUCCACAGCACGUUUGCUCAGCAUGGCUUCUACUUCCUGCUGAAGCGCCACAUCCUUGGUCGAACCAGGAACGUACGUCUGAUGAUGGACAGGGUUGGAGGUGAGGGGUGGCCGACACUUGAAGGGUAGUAAAUAUCCCUCCCGAAGGACAUUCACUAUCCAGGUCUCUGCUCCGUAGCACUGCCAAGUUCCCCAAUGGCUCGCCAGGCACCACCCCACUUCCGGCAGCAGGAGAGGGGGAACGCCGUCCCUAGCGUUUCCUGUCUCUCUUCGACUUCUUCUUCCCAGAUCCUCCUCGAGAGAAGGACUGGUUACGGUCGCUCCUUACCGAAAAAGUCAAGGGCAUAGUCUUUCCUCUGAGCUUCGACGAAGCGAUCAUCUUGGCCACAGAGGAAGCACUAGCUAAGCUCUUGGGCUUAGCUGCAGUUGCUCGAGGUUGCCCAGCCACCUUCAAGAUUGCCUGGUGGACAAGACGGUCACUGUCGUCAGUGCGCCGUUGUUCCACCACAGCGUCCACCAUCUCUCUGGGGAAGAGAAAGGAGGAACUCUGCACUGGUCCAUUGCAAAGACCCAAAGCCGCCUCUUGCCCAGCCGCCCUGGUCACUCGGGUGAGGACAGCGUCCCUACGCCUGAGAACCAGGUUGGCCCACAGGUUAGUCGUCUGGUGGGCCAGGUAGGAGAUGGCCCUACCUCCAGACUGGCACAGUCUCACAAAAGCCAGGUCCCCUUCAGGAGUGAUGUUCCCCAAGGAGGCCGCAGCUUUCAACACUAUGAGGGACCACAGGUCGAUCCAGGAGACUGCUUGGAAUGCUGCCAUUGCGGUAGACUCCAAGGCAAGUGCCUCUUACUGCGAGAACCAGAGGUUCUCCGACAGGAGCUGCUGCUGAGACACCCCCAGAGUUAGCCUAGCUAGCUCCGGGUUAACCUGUUUAGGCGGCAGAGGAUCUUCUGAAGGCACGUAGAAUCUCCUCUGUCGUGGUAGAGGUGGGGGAAGGAGCUUGGAUGACCUGCCGGACCGAAGCGAACCCUCCUGUCCGGAGACAAGAGAGUCCACCUGGCUCAGCACACUGUCAGCCAAGGCUGAUCGCGGCAGACCCACUGUCGUCUGGGUUCCUUCUUAGGACCCCAGAACGACUCCAAACCUGAUGUGGGUUCGGAAGGUGGGAGCGGCGAUCCUUCCCCGAGGUCGUUGUGCUGACGAAUCAGCGCAAUAACCUCUGAGAACAACCUCUGGAUCUCGGAGUGACUGCAUCCUGCGGAGACGGGCCGUCAAGCCCAUCCAGUGAGAACGCCUCCCGAGAGCCUCCUCCUUCCACAGGAGGAACCACAACAGACCCCUCCUGGUCCCCUCCUGCCACUUGCGCAUACCAUCUGGUUGGUCUGAAGACCAUGCCAGGUUCGUUGGGCGUCGUGGCGGGAUCCCCUCCUGAUCGCCUCGCUCUUCCCGAUGUAGCCCUUGGAAGUUGAAGGGAUAGGAGAGGGAGACCUGACGCUUCCCCCCCCCCACCCACCCCCGUGCCCACCGGUGUGCUGAGGGGGCUGCAGGCAACGAGCUGCAGGCCUAGUCGAGCGGCUGGACCGAGAACAGCGGCGAAGGUCCCGAGCGUCUGAAGAGCUGCUGCUGGUCCCCCUCUCCGCCCAGUCCCAGUAGGAGCGGCAGUCAGGGGACCUGCAGAUUCCGCUGUUGCGGUGGGAGCGAGGCCUGUCCUCAUGGCACGUCACGCCGCUUGGACCAGCCAAGGCUGGUUCAGGCGACCGAGGGGACAGCUUCCUUGCCUCAGCCCAUAGACGGUCUGGGACCGUCGCGUCAACCCUGGGUACCAGCGGCUCGCCACGAGAGCGAUCGCUGGCCUGGCGGGAGUCACCUUGAUGACUCCCGCCAGUCUUCCGCCCCGUGCCUAGAUCCUGGCGCCGAGCAGACUCGGUUGCCUGGGUCUUGGCUGCACGGUCACCGGUGGGCGACCGUACACUCGGUACCUCUCGCGAACGUGAGGCCAAGACUCUGCCUCUGGCGCCAGGCGAGGAGGUACCUGUGCUCCUCCUGUCCCCGUCUUCUCCUUCCUUGCGGAAGGAGAGACGGGGCAGAGUGAGCCUUCCUAGGGGGGAAGGAGACGACCUUCUUCUUCUUCUUCUUAGGCUGUGGCUUAGAAUGAAGGGGAAGCGGCGGCAGACGACGACGAAGAAGAUGAUGAAGACGACGACAACACCUUCCUCCUCUUCUUCUUCCCCAGCUUCUUCAGGAUCACCGUCAGGUCUUCCAUCCAGGACGGAGCCAGGGCAGUUGCCGAAGCAACAGGGUCCGACUGCACCUGUCCGAAAGGACCUGGGGUAGGAGCAGCAACACCACGAGCAGGAACGACGGCGGCAGGAACUGGUACUGGAACUGGAGCUGCAGCGUGGACAUGAACAGGAGGCAGGGCAGGAACUAGCAGCAUCCUAUGCACCGGUGGCAGGUCCAGCGGAGAGCUCUUAGGACACCGGAAGUCAGGGGCUGAGGCGAGACCAGCAAAACCAGGUGGCGGCGUCACAGCAGGCAUCCUCACCCCCAUCAGCAGCAUCUGCACAGCGGCUGUCGGAGUCACCGUGGCUACGUGCUGCGUGUACACCAGGUGCGGAGGCGCAGCGUAGCCAGGCAUGGAUACCGUCGUUGUAGUGGUGGUUGUCGAGCCGUGGGUAACCGGCGUAGACACCCUCGACAGGUGACUCAGCAGCCCCAGCGAGUACCAGGCCAGGCCGAGAUCGUCACCCGUGGCAAGCAAACCUGAAGAAAACAGA
Molecule: messenger RNA, 9718 nt
Organism: Macrobrachium nipponense
Lineage: Eukaryota; Metazoa; Arthropoda; Malacostraca; Decapoda; Palaemonidae
Exons: 7
Coding region: 621-2300 (559 amino acids)
Source: RefSeq, a predicted model, not a curated record